Messenger RNA from Fomitiporia mediterranea MF3/22, 1614 nucleotides. Its product is annotated as WD40 repeat-like protein. Gene Ontology annotation, cellular component: nucleus. The coding region runs from base 1 to 1614 and encodes 537 amino acids. The transcript has 5 exons. Gene Ontology annotation, molecular function: protein-macromolecule adaptor activity; protein binding. The record is from RefSeq and is a predicted model, not a curated record. Gene Ontology annotation, biological process: proteasome-mediated ubiquitin-dependent protein catabolic process. Lineage: Eukaryota; Fungi; Basidiomycota; Agaricomycetes; Hymenochaetales; Hymenochaetaceae.
AUGGCGUCGAGACAACACUCCAGCCCAAGGCAACCCUUUUCCGACUUGACGAACGAUGCCUUCGUGACACCAAAUUCCCCGUCAAGAGCAAAGCGACGAGCUGACGACUGCGAUGGCGUAAAUAAACGUAUCAAAUGCUCGGACGCGGAGACAGAGACAAAAUUUGAAGGAGGCAGCAGUGAGGUGGAUAUUGACAUGCUUGACGUGGACGUUGUGCGUCCUCUCCCGAGAAGACAGCGACCAGGAGUCUAUGGAGCAUUGCAGGCAUUACGGAUGGGCAAUCCUGGAGCUCGUCGCUUUUUAUCUUUUCCUACUUUAAAAACUUUGGAGUCAUUCGUAUCCUCAAACAAAGCAGAUAUAUUCAAAUGCCAAUCGAUAGAUGCUAACUCGUUCUUGACGCCUCCGUACGCGUGCGCGUUUUCAAAUGCUUCAAAGAGAGGUCAAUCUUUGACACUUGCUGUUGCCACCGAGCAAGGCACAGUGGAUAUUCUCAACACAAAGAAAAGACAGGACUGGGAUCCAGAACCAUCCCGGACCACCUUGCAGAUCCACAACAAUGGUAUCUUUGACGUGAAGUGGAGUCCGUCUGACGCGCGCAUUGCUACUGCAUCGGGUGAUCGCACCGUUGCGAUUACGGACCCUAACUCUUCUGGUGGUACUGCCCUUUAUUCUUUGAACGGAGGGCAUUUCCAUACGGUCAAGUGUGUUGCAUGGGAUCCGGCGAGUAACAAUCUUCUAGUCAGUGGAGGUCGCGACGGCUGUAUAUUUCUUUGGGACCUGCGAACAAGUGGUGCAGGAAACUCUGAACAAGGAGAGUCAGACGGGCGAUGGAAGCCCGUUCUGAGCUUUCCCUAUGCCCAUGAGGUUGUUCCUGGCAAGGCGGCUAAGAGAGGACGGACGUCUCUUGCUCCUAAGAGCGUCACGUCAAUUGCGUAUCUUCCGGACUCUUCUCAUGAAAUCGUGAGCAGUGGCUCUUCAGAUGGUAUUCUUCGUAAAUGGGACUUGCGCAACCCAACGUCUUCCCCGAGAAAACGAUCCAAGAAACCGAGUCCUGUCCUUCCAAUAGAUUCUGCGGCAGAAGACCUUACGGCGGUUACAUACGGAGAACAACCUGACGGCUUAACUAGCACGCCAACACGCAGGGCUCGAGGAAUCGCUUCUCUUGCCUUCGGUUCGGGACCUAGCGCUGGCCGCGUAUUUGCUCUAAGCAAUGAUUCGCGAAUACAUACCUACAACGCCUCCGGAGCUGCUGGCGUACCGCUCGGUGUACCACAGGCAGAUCAGGCAUAUACACAUCGACACAUGGCGACAAACUCCUUUUACGUGCGUACGGCAGUGAGUCCCUGUGGUCGUUGGUUAGCAAGUGGAGGCGCAAACGGUUCGGCCUUCCUAUUUGACGUUGGUGCUGACCGGUCAGAUAAGCUUUGUAUGGAGGGCGUUGAAUUGAGAGGCCAGGAUGGAGAAGUUGGUGGAGUUGACUGGGCUGAUGGAGCAUUGGCAACAUGUGCUGAUGAUGGAACCGUGAGGAUUUGGAGACCCGAUACUGAGAGGUAUAGAUUAUGCACGGAUAAUCCGGAGGAAGCCAGGUGGGAUUGGUGUUGGGGCAGGGUGUAA